Messenger RNA from Mercurialis annua (annual mercury), 1563 nucleotides. Its product is annotated as probable methyltransferase At1g29790. NCBI's taxonomy places the organism in Eukaryota, Viridiplantae, Streptophyta, Magnoliopsida, Malpighiales, Euphorbiaceae. The coding region runs from base 193 to 1455 and encodes 420 amino acids. The transcript has a single exon. Gene Ontology annotation, molecular function: methyltransferase activity. The record is from RefSeq and is a predicted model, not a curated record.
UGUGCUGAAAGAGUUGACAUUGUGAUCUUCAACUCAUAAAAGUUUGCUAUAUAUCUUGAACGUCUAAACCGGCGACUAACACUGACCAAAGACCCGUUUAGAACAUGCUACUACUAAAUCAUGUCUUCUUGAUCGUUCCAUUCCUCUCCUUAAAGAGAUACAAACAAGUCAAGUUAAAAACAAAAACCAGAGAUGGAACUGAAAAAGCAUGCACAUCAAAACAAGUACAAGUUCAAGAUACUUGUCUUAGUCAUUCUAACCAAUCUUCUCACUGCCUACAUCUUCGCCGGUCCGUCUUUAAACUUGAAACUGCCUUCUUCACCCUAUGCUAAUCAUCACCAGCUCGCUGCUACUCAUUUACUCAUUGCUGAUUUCCUCCAAAAGCUCAACUCCACCAACUUUCUUGUGCAAGCUCUUCUUAUUGAACUCACUAGUACCCUGCAGCAGAAUGAGAAACUCACCCAACUUCCUGCAAAGUUCAAUGGUAUUGAUAAUCUCUCCAAUGAAGUUAUGCUAGCGAUCGGCCCUCAUAAGCUCCCACUCGGGUACUCUCCAAGAGCGGGAUCUGAUGAGGUAUAUCCGCCCGCCGGUGCAGCCUGUAUGAGGUAUCAAGAGGAUUUGGUCAAGUACAUGACUUACCAAGUUGGUGGGGAAUGUCCAGUUGAUGAUGCAUUUGCUCAGAGGUUGAUACUUAAAGGGUGUGAACCUCUUCCUCGUAGAAGGUGUCGCCCUCGAUCUCCGCCUAACUAUGUCGAGCCAACUCCAUUACCGGACAGCCUCUGGGCAAUCCCUGCAGAUACCAGCAUUAUCUGGGAUCCUUAUACUUGUAAGAGCUAUGAGUGCCUUGUCAACCGCAAAAAUGCGCCUGGCUACUUCGACUGCAAGGAUUGUUUCGACUUGCUUGGGAGGGAGAAGACGAGGUGGAUGUUCGACAAUGGAGGAAUCGAUUAUGGAAUUGAUCAAGUUCUCAAGUACAAACCUCCAGGAACUAUCCGUAUCGGACUUGACAUAGGAGGUGGGAGUGGCACAUUUGCUGCAAGAAUGAAGGAAAGAAAUGUUACCAUCAUUACAAGCUCAAUGAAUCUGGAUGGUCCUUUCAACAGCUUUAUUGCAUCGCGGGGAUUAAUCUCAAUUCAUGUUAGUGUUUCUCAGAGGCUUCCGUUCUUCGAGAACACGCUGGAUAUAGUUCAUUCCAUGCACAUCCUGAGCAACUGGAUUCCAGACGCCAUGCUCGAGUUCACACUCUACGACAUACAUAGGGUGUUGAGGCCAGGAGGACUUUUUUGGCUUGAUCAUUUCUUUUGCACAGGAUCACAGUUGAAUGAGACUUACAUUCCAAUGCUGGACCGCGUUGGAUUCAAGAAGCUAAGGUGGAACGCUGGCAAGAAGCUGGAUCGAGGAAUGCACAAAAACGAGUGGUAUUUCUCCGCCCUGUUGGAGAAACCAAUGACAUGAUCAGGAACUAGCAAAUCAUAGUCAUGUUUGAUGCAAACGACAGAGUGUACUUAGUCUGAAAACACUGCAAAGGUAUAAGAACAUGGAAAACAAAGAAAAUUUUACUAA